Molecule: messenger RNA, 4348 nt
Organism: Saprolegnia diclina VS20
Lineage: Eukaryota; Oomycota; Saprolegniomycetes; Saprolegniales; Saprolegniaceae
Exons: 18
Coding region: 31-4266 (1411 amino acids)
Biological process (GO): calcium ion import across plasma membrane
Cellular component (GO): membrane
Molecular function (GO): monoatomic ion channel activity; protein binding
Source: RefSeq, a predicted model, not a curated record
GCGUUGCCAAAACCGUCGCGAGUGCGAAGGAUGCCGGUCCGUAGCGUCCCUCUGCGCCGUUGGUUUUGUCGGUCCCGCCAGCCCCCCGUCAUUGCUCCGAGCUUACCGGAACCAGACGUGUCAGAGCCGGACGCGUCCGAUUCCGAUUCGUCGUCGAGCGAGGAGCUGGAUGAACCACGAGCCGUCGACCCGAGCGAUGCAACAACGUCCAUGGCGCAGUUGCUGCACGAAGGCAAGAAGCCUCGCGUCGUCGAACGCCUUGAGCAGCCUACGGUCUCGGUGGACGAGCUUGAGCACGAAUACAAGAAGCGCGAUGUCUUGAGCACAGCCAUUGUCAUCGGAGAGACGAAGAUUGUGGAGCUUAUUCUGGCUCGCCCCGAGCUCCAGACAAUGCCAAAGUACCUUUGGAAUCCUGCCAUCGUCGCCACCAUGCGCGACCAGCUCGAGAUCUUAAAGUGUCUGUCGACGCACUCACCUGCAUUGCUGGCAUCCAUCCCAGACGCAUGCGACCCACCAACGCGUUCGCGGGGUUCGCUCCUCCACUACGCCGCCAGACACUGCGCCCGUCGAAUACUUCCGUGGCUCUUGACGCAGUCUCUCUCGGUGGCGUCCAUCGACCAGCGCGGGAACACGCCGUUGCAUGUUGCGACCGAGAGCGGCAACGUUCAAGGCCUGGCUUUGCUUUUGAGCGCGGGUGCCAGUGUCCGCGCAACCAACAACAGCGGUGACUCGGCACUGCAUGUGGCUAUGAAAAUGCUCGACCAAGGAGACGACAAAAUCAAGGUGGUUGAACGUCUCCUUGUGGCCAAUGCCGCGUUGAACGUACGCAACAAGGCGGGCAAGGCGCCAGCAGACCUGACAGACGACCCGACUGUCCUCGAGCUGUUGGCGCAAGAAGCGGCCUUCCGAUCACAGUUUCCGCUGCAUUGCGUAGCCCGGGCCAACGAUGUGACAGCUUUGAACGCUUGGCUGACCGAAAUGACGGGUCACGAGCCCGCGAACGCAAGCGAUCGAAUCCUGCGAGAGAUCUCGCGAGUUGACAAGGACGGCAAGACCGUGGUGUUGCACGCUGUCGACGCCCUCGACCACUCUAGCGUGGCCGACCAAGUCCUUUCAAAGCUUCUACCGUACUGUUCGCGCGAGUGCUUGGCCAUGAAAGACACGGCGGGACGGGAUGCGCUGACGUAUUUGGCGGAAAAAGAUCUCGCCUUCUCCACCUCGGCUGGCAACCUCAGCAACAUGGCGCUUGUCCAGUCCUUCGAUGCUGUGGCCCGAGCGACAAGCCUCAUGCCCAAUUUUACAGCAUCGGGAUUGCUGUUUCGGGGCGCCACCGCAUCGAUGUCGGCCCAAUCUACCAAUCUGGCGCAGCUCGCUGCCGACGACAUGUGGGCCAAAGUGGCAAGCAUUGUUGCCCAUAUAAAGUGUGACGGCGUCCACGACUUUGACAGCAACGGUUACACGGUGCUGCACUACUGCUGUGUCAAGCACAAACCGGACGUGUUGCAACAAGUGUUGAAGAACAUUUUUCUCGAUGUAGAAAUCAAGACGCGCGACGCAGACCACAAGACUGCGAUGAUGCUGGCCGACGAGCACGGUGCGCUCGAGUGCGUGCGCCUCCUGCUCCAGCAUGGUGCCCACCACGGGUUCACCGAGCCCUACUCGGCGACGCGCGUGCUCGAAAUCCGGGAGCGCGGCAGUCCGAGCGAGCGUCUUCGUUGCGACAACUGGGAGCUGGAGCAGCUCUUUCCCGCCUACUACCUCGUGCAGCUGCACAGUAUCGAUGAGGCUCGACAAUGCAUUGAGCGGGGUGAGACGGCGCUUAUGCUUGCAGUGACGCUCCAAGGCCCCAAGAGUGUCGGGCUCACCAAGUGCAUGCUUCAAAAAGGCGCCGACGUCAAUCUCACGGCCAAUGAUAGCAAGACGGCACUCGAGAUCGCAGCCCAUCGAAACAAACUCCGCGUCGUCCAAAUCCUCCUCGAGCACUUUGCAGAUUUACCCCCCAUGACGAACGGGAGCUGGCCGUACGCCGACAGGAUAUGUGACGUUUUGAAGAAGGAGGUCGCUGCGCGCGCCACGUCACAAGCGUAUCGCGACCACUUGCUGACGCGCCUGGUGGAGGUGCCAACGGAAGCGGCCUUUCAGCAAGAAACCUUUCAUACGGUGCUGUGGUGCAGCUCCGAGCUCGCAAAGGCGCUCCUGGACGACUGCGUCAGCAUGAGUCGUCACGAAGCUACGUUUUCCAAUCUCGACAUUAUCUUUGGUCGUCGCAGCCAAACGAGUGCGCUCCACACCAUUCUCAAUAUCAAGUGGGAGCUCUUUGGCCGGCGCAUGUAUGUGGAGCGCCUCCUUUUGCACUUGCUGCUCCUCGUGACGAUGACGAUAUCGUCCAUUCUUUUUGGUGACGAGCCGCCGUCGUCCACAAGCUAUGGCAUCGGGCUCACAACAGUUCUUUUGAGUGCCGUUGGGUACGUCGCUGCGCAAGGUCUUCGCCCGCGGGUCUUCCUCCAGCUCUCCGGCGAGCCGCAAUCCAAUGCUGCGUUUGUGCGGUGGUGCCUCGCGGGGUGUACCGUAGUCGUCACCGUGACUUUGGCGGCACUGGUCCUCCGCUUUGCGGACGAGUUGUCCAUCGAAAGGUGGUUUGCGACCUUCAACAACGCCGUGCUCGGAGCGACGACCAUGUACUUUAUCAUCCACGAAGUGCACGAAAUCAAGGCCGUCGGUGCGCGCAAGUACUUGGCAUCGCCAAUUAACGUCGUCCAGGCGGUCUGCUACGCCGUCAUCCUCGGUUUCUUUGUGCCAAUGAAGCUACGCUGGCUACCCGCCUCGAUGCAAGCCCAAGUUGGGGUCGGUGCGCUUCUCACCUUGGUGCUCUGGGUCCUUUCGCUGCAGUUUUUGGAGGUCGUCUCGUCCGCGAGCUACCUCCUUCCCAUGAUGGCACACCUCUUUGGCGACAUUUGGAAUUUCUUUCUCAUUUUUGGCAUUUUCCAAAUGGGCUUGACGCUUGUCUUCUACCAGCUUUUCGUACUCAACUCGGACGCCGCCUUUCGCUCGAUUGGUCAGUCGUUCCUCUCGACGUACUUUGUCGCGUUUGGCCAAGUGCCACUGAGCUCGCUCGAUGCGUUUGCCAACACGGCAGAGAUGUACGACGUCCUGUACAUGGGCGCAGCGCUCCUCAUGAUGACGCACUCGGCCAUCAUGGUCGUCGUCCUUCUCAACGUGCUUCUUGCCAUGAUGAACCAGACGGUCGAAGGCAGCCUCGCCAACGCCAAGACACAAGCGCUCAUUAGCUACGCUCAGAGCAUUCUGCGGCUCGAAGGCGCUAUGAACCUCAACGAGGCCGCAACGACCGAGCUCACCCACGUUACUGACGCGGAUGGCAAGCUUGUCUUGCACCCGAUAUUCACGGAACGCGUGCCCACGGCAGAGCUGAGCAUUGCGCCCAACCAAGUCGACGCUCUCGUGGAAGUGACCCGCCGCCGAGUGCUGUGGCGGACUCAACUGGACGGGCUGGACACCAUGGUCGCUUACUCCAUGUACGAGUUUCUUCAGGGAGUGUGCCACGUUAGUCGUUUUACCGAGUUGGACGUGGCGACUGUCUUUGACCGAGAAUUACGGGUCCUUCAAGAUACGCGCGCUCAGAUUACAAAGGCCAUCAGGACGGCGCGCUACAGCCGUAGCCACUUUAGAGACCAGAUCUUGCCCAAGCUCAACAAGGUCAUGACCAAGCAGCUCCGGCUGUGCACGGCGCAGAUCGCAUCUCUGUGGCGACGCGUGGACGCCACCAAGGAUUUGGACGAACACGACAUGUGCGCCCACCUCUUCCUGCUCAGUCACCACGUGAGCGUGGACGCAGCACUCACAAACAUGAAGGACGCCAUUUUGUCUGAGCUCGAUCGAAUCGAUGGGUGGUCCGACAACCCCGGCGAAGAGAAGUGGCGGGCGAUGCCUCCAUUGCAGUCGAAGCUCGAGGUACUCCAGACGAUAUCAACCAGCCACACCAACCAGAUCGGCGUGAUGACGGAUCACAUGAGGUUGGUACAGUCCGAGCUCGUGACGCUUCGAGAGACGGCGACGACCCAAACCAAGCAGAUCGAGAUGCUGUCAGCGCAUUUGGAGGCGAUGGCAACGCACUUCGGCGCCGUGGCCAAGCAACUGGGAGCUGUGCAUCAGCAAGGCGAAAGUGCGGGUCGAAGGAACGAGACAGCCCAAAGCAUGGCUGGUGACGACGACACGGAUGGACACCAACGCAAUAUGCUAGACGCUUGAACGGAGCAGAAGAGGUCGUCGCGCCAUUUUGCAUCGCGAGCACGUCUGGCAGCUGUAAGUUGUCAAAGAGCCUGCUAUGGAA